AAGGGCCAUGGAAGGGCCAGCUGAUUAAGGUCAUUUAUUUACAGUUAUUACACGUCAGGUGGCGUUUUUUCGGCAUUUUAUUUAUGUUGUGUGGGAUUUUGAUCAGUUUAAGAUGUAAGUGAUUAUCUGGCUACGAAAUAAGGUUGUGCGAGAGAUGGAAGCUUGGGAAACCGGACAUACGGUAGAGUGGAGACAACGGAUUAAUGAUUUUGAUUAGAAAAAAAAAUAUUGAUAAAAAGGAGACAAAUAUAAGAAGGGUGAUCAACACCAAUCUGUAUGACUGAAGGUAUCAAGCUUUAAUCAUGGAUGAGCUAAAGUCAGAGCAGAAAGCUUCAGACUAUAUAGAUGGAGAAGAGGACAAAGGCUGCGUUAAGAACCGCAGCACAGAGUCAUCAGAACAAAAUGACACAUCCUGUAGCAGAGAGAGAGAGGUGUCUCCAAUUAAAUGCGAUGUUAAUAUUGGUGUACUAAACGAUAGUAUAGAUGGAAGCCCAAGUGAUAAUGUAUCUGAAGAUGUUGUUGAUAAGUGUAAUAGGGUGACUGCAGAACAAAAUGAUUCUUUUUGUGCAAUGAAUAAUGAAGCUAGUGGUGUCUGCAAUGAUGAAAAUAGUUGUAUGAAUGAGAGGCAGGUUGAAACAUUAUUAGGAGCUCCUGCCAGAACAGAUGUCAGUAAGAAAGAGAGAUUAGAUAUUGAAGAGAAAGACACCAAUCUUCUGUCAGAGAGUUUCCUGAGGGAUGAGAGUGUUGUGGAAUUUACUUACAAUAAAGAUGAGGAUGAGUCCACAGAUGGGGAGGAACAAGUUGAUGUGUUACAGUGUACCAGUGACAAUAUCAAAGAUGUCAGCAGUGAAGCAGAAACUACGGAAGAAAAUAAAUCAUUAGAGUCAUUAAACAGUGAUGAAAAGUUGCCUCCAUUACACUUGCUACCUCAAGAGAUAAAGAAUUCCAGCCUUUUAACAGAAAUUGAGGACCUCUUGACUACGACUGCCUGCAGUCCUGACUCGGGCUUUGAGGUCAGCAAAAUUGAUGUCUCUUCAACAUCCAAAGAGAACCUGAUGAAAAUGAUCUCGAGUCUCCUAGAUGAGUGUGACACCUUAAAGAAGGAGAAGACGAGAUUAGAAGGGGAAGUUGACAGGCUGGAAGCUGAUCAGUCGGCAGUUGUAUACACUAAGCAGAUUGAAACUCUGGAGAAGACACUUGCACAGGCUCAGGCAGAUGCAUGCAGCUGGCAGCAGCGACUGAAGGAAGCUGAGGAGAACUACCUUGCAGAAAACAUCAAGGUCCGCACAGAUCUCACUGCCCGGUUAGAGCGAAUGACUAAGCAGUAUGAGGCUGCCAACAAGGACAAGGAGUCUAUGGUCAUUAAAUAUGCCACUUCAGAGAGAGAGGUUAUUGUUGCCAGACAGCAGAAGGAGGCAGUGGAAAAGAAAAUGAAGGAGAUGGAAAAGGAAAGAGAACAGCUACUGAGUAAGAACAAAAUGCUGAUUGGCGAAAGAGCACGGAUCUGCCAGACGCUCGAUACAAAGGUCCAGAAGAUCAACUCCUUUCAGCGUGAAGUUGAUAGGCUGAAAGAAGAAGUCAGUAGUCGGGAAGUGAAGAUUAAGUGGGCCCAGACCAAACUAAAAUCGGAAAUGGAUGCCCAUAAGGAAACACAAGCCAAGUUGGACCGAGCUCUUACUAAAAUUACAAAACACGAGGAAGAGCUCAAGUCAAUUAAGGAGGAGGCAGAAAAGGUUGUUCGCAGCACCAGAGAUGAUGAAAACUCCAGAGCAAAUGUCCUAGACAAGCAAUUAAAGGAAGAGAAAGCACGACUCAUCAUGGAACGACAGGUCUUUGAGGACAGAGGGUCAGCCUUCAACAAGGUUUCAGCGGAAUUAGAAUCACUGAAAACAAAACAUUCAGCACUAGUUGAGGAAGCAACUUCCUUAAGAUCAAAGGUAACGACAUAUGAGUCAGAAAGAGAAGAGAGCGAGAAGUUAUUCACAAGCCUUAGGCAAGAAGUGAAAAACGCACGUCAGGAGGCAGGAGACCUCAACCUCCAGCUCUCUAACUCAGCGCAUCUUCAGCAGCAGCUACAAAGAGAACGAGAGCAGUUAGCCUCAGCAACACAAGAGAAUGAAAGACUCCAAACAACCAACAACGAGCUAGAGAGCGACCUACUCACCUGUCGCCAGAAGGAGGCUGAACUAUUAGCCUUCACUCAGAAACUCACUGACAAGAAUGUACAAAUCCAGAGUCAGCUCUCUGCCCUACAAUCUAAGACUCAGCUUUUGGAGCUUGAACAUGGGGAGUUGAAGUCAGAAUUGGAGAAUAUCAAGGCCCAGAGGAACAAGAUCAAGGCCGAUCUCACCAAAGAAAAUGAAAUGCAGAAUGCUCAAAUAGAAGAAUUAACGCGGCAGCUUGCAGAGAAGAUAGAGGAGAUGAAGCAGCUAACGACCAAGGCAUCAGACUUGGAGAAUGAAAUUCAGGUCUUGAAGAAAAAGCACAAUAAUUCCCUGAAAGACAUCUCUCGAGAGAUGCAGAAACUACGCAAACGUCUGGAACUCCAUGAGAGCGGAAAUGGGAGUGGAAAUGGAAAUGGAGGGGGUGGCAAUGGUGGGGUAGCAAGUGGGAGGUCUUCGCAGUCUGUGACACCACACGAUACCCUGUCCCAGGGGUCACGAGCCUCCUCCAAUGCCUCCUUGAAUAACAUUGAAUAUCAGAGCACCAAUGGGAGCAGUCCACAGUCUCAGGAAAACCUUCCUUCACUCAACGACCCCUUAGUGACACAGCAGCUCCUGGUCGACCGCAUCAUUAAACUGCAGAAGUCGGCAGCCAAAAAGGCAGAGAAGAUUGAGUUCCUUGAAGAGCAUGUAGCACAGCUGGUCUCAGAGCUCAAGAAGAAGUCACGUAUUAUCCACCACUACAUCAUGAAAGAGGAGGCAGGAGCACUGGCCAACUCAGCGUCAGACACCUCCAAGGCGGAACUAAUGAAACACGGAGGGAUAAUGGCCUCAGUGUAUGGAUCGUCUGCGCGGGAUGAUACGAUGACCCUCGACCUCUCCCUGGAGAUCAAUAGAAAACUACAAGCUGUCUUAGAGGACACGCUGCUCAAGAAUAUCACACUCAAGGAGAACCUCAAUACCUUGGGUGAUGAAAUAGCCAAGAUCUCCCUCCAAAACCAGCAGCUGGAAACUCGGAAAUAGGAGAGCUGUGUCUUUUUUUCUCAGUGUGAGAGUAAGGCAUAACUCACAAUGUGUACUUAAGGAGAGUCUUAUAUCUCUUCUGAGGGAGAAUAGACUCCAAUGAAAUGUCCUUCUUUUAUUUUCUCUUUUUUCAAUUAUUUAUUUUUUGUUUUGAAGUGCAAGAUUGGUUCAGUAGGCCAUAGCUUGCUGACUGGCUCUUGCCAGAAAGUCUCUCAAGCACUGCCGUUUGUGCAUUCCUUGGUGUGUUUGUGUGCAUGGUUUGAUGUGAUUUAUUGCUGGAGAAAUAAGGCAGCCAAAGAGAGGAAAGCCUCGUGUAUUUUCUCGAAAGGUCAGUAUGUUUUGAAAUAUUAAGAACUCAUUGUUAAGUUGUUUCAGAUGUACAUUAAGCUAUUUCAGUUUAAUGUAAAGUACUGGAGAAAGUUGGAUUUGUUUUAUCAAACAAGUUAUGAUAAAUCUGCUCUUGGUUUUAAUAGCAGUUCUUGUAUGGCAUUUCCACUUGAGAUGAAAAUAGUCUUAACUCUACUCAUUCCCUUUGUUGCAAACUGUGUGUCUCAACUUUUUUUCAUAUACUUAUGACCUUGAUUUAUUAAGGCCUUGAACCCCCUCCCAUCCUCCCUCUUGGUAUGAAGGAAAGUAACUUGACUUCACCUCUCAUAAUCAAGUCCAAGAUGCCACAUCAUACUAAUUUUGAAAGUUGCUGGGUGCAAACAAUUAGCUUACACAUGUGUUUGUAGUACGAAAGACAUCUGAUCCAAGGAGAAUAAGAAUUAUUGUAUUUUAUACCAACACUAUGGUUUUCUCAACUCUUUACUUCUUGUGGGGAAACUGCAACAUCAGUGCAGAGAAACUCUAGUGAUAAUAGGAAUACCACAAAUCUUUGUGGUACAGUAGGAGAUUAUAAUCUGUAAACAGUAUUCAUUCUGAUUGCAAAGCAUAGAUUACUAUCUGAAUAAUCUAAAAUUUUGCAGUUGAUACCUGAUUAUUGUAAUAAGUGUGUCUCUUGGAAAUACUUUUACUUGUCAUGAGGAUGAAUGCAGACAUUGUACAUUAAAAUGUAGUGAGGUGUUCAUUAUUUUAUUUCAUAUUUUUUCUCGUCUUUAUUUUGAAAAUGAAUUUGUGAUAAGGAAAAGUCAAAACAACUUUUUAUUUGUGUGCAAUUUGGUAUGUAUUUUUGUGCUUUGUUUUAUUGACUAUUUUUUUCCUUUUCUCCUUAACCUUCCUCCUUGAUUUCUUCUGAUUCCUCGUAUUCUACUUUUCUAUUACUUUUUAUGUGACUGCCUCAUUUACAUUCUUCUUUAAGGAUGUGAGUGCAUUAAGAUCAAAUUAACAGUAUUGGUUUAGGCCUUAAAUAGACUUUUAUGGUUUGAGGAAGUGUCUUAUCAUAGAAUAUAUUUUUUAAGAAGAUGAGUAAGUGUGAAAAAGUAAUGAGUAGUUCAGUGUUUCAUUCCCUAGAGUAGGUACCAUAAUAAGAUUAAAUGAUCUUAUUGUUCCACCAGUUUUAUUGCGGUCAGAGCAUUUUAAUGUUGGGUUUACAUCUUAGAGUGAGAAUAUUUGAAAGUGGGAUAUAUUUCCUAUUCACAGUAGUGGUAAGGCAGGUAGGGCUAAUGCUGCAUAUAAUUCUUGUAAUUUAAAAUCAUCAUAAACAUAUCUAAAUUGUUAGAUAGAUGUGGAUCCAGUUAAUUAUCUACAGCUUUUUUCUUUUUGCGAUAUAUUUAAAAUAUCUUUUUUAGGUAUGCAUGUGUUGAACAUUAAUGAAGUGAUGUUGAAGGUGCAUUAUAGAUCAGUACAUUAAACAUACAUUUCAAAGCAUCAAAGCACUUGAUUCCUUUCUUGACUGUUACCUGUCUCUCAUUAUCAUGUCUCUGAGUUUUGGCAUCUUGUUGCUAAUGGCUCAGAAACAGCCUUGAGUCUCUUGCUGCCUUCAGUACACUCGCAUAUCAUUAGAAGUUUGUUGAGGAGAUUUAGGUGCAGUCUAUGCUGAUUUGCAUACAAUUUCAAUAGUGCCUCUUGUUUUGAUGAUUUGGGGAAUGCUUCUUUAUCAUGUUUAUCAAUACAUUAGUUUACAGUCAUGGACUAAUGCAAAUACUCUCAAAAACUAAGGUACUUUUCCUUCAUCUCCUUCACAGAGAUUUACUUAAUUAAUAAUAGAAGUCAUGUACUUGAUGCCGAGAUAGCUUAACUGGUUUCAGGGAAAAAUACACUUUUAUUGUGCAUCAUAAUAAAGGGUAUGUUGUAAAGGAUAAUCCACCAAACAUAAAAGUAUGAAUAAGUACAGUAUUUUGAUGUCUUUUCAAGAAAACAAUCAGAACAGAGUUGGCAUCAACAUGUAGAGAAUAUAUAGGCAUAUACUUUAUAUUUCCUAUAUUGACAAUGAGGAUUAUUAAAUACUGCCCAUGUGAAAAAGAGAAAAGAGAACAAAUGGAAUCCCUGAAAUUUAUCGUAAGUACAGGAAAACCUUGUAUUUAGAGCCUUAAACUGCAUUUUCUUUCUUUCACUGUCCCAGAAGCCCAAAAAAAGGGAUAAGAAUACAUACAAAGUGAUUUUUAAAUUUUCAAAAGCCAGUUUGCAGUAGGCAUUUCAAAUUCAGUGUUCAUGAACAUUCUUCUCUUUCCACCUCUGAAGUAUGCUGCAAGUGCUUUAUUUUUUUUCUACUAAUCCUAUUUUUUGCUUUGGCUGAAUCAAGUAAGAACAUUGUCAUUGUUUUGAUUUACCAUUCACAACAAACAGUAGACUUAAAACCAAGGUUUAUUAAGGUUUCUCAAUAUCCCCCAAAAUGCAGUACUCAGGUUGUUAAUUCACCUGACUGGCAUACUUGGCCAGUCUGUUUAAGUUGUAUUUCCUGGCUCUCUAGUUAUUGAUUCAUAGUGAUUCUGUGAAUUAAGUGUAAGUACAUCUUUUGUGUUUCAUGCAGUAUAACUUUAUUUGGGUCAUUAUUGAUUUCUUUUUUUAUUUAUGAUCUUCAUUAUUUAGAUCCUCUUACAUAAGAUAUACAAUCAAAAAAAAAAAAAAUUAUCCCUCCUCCCUUCAAGAAUACACCAAGUAAAUUAGCUGAAUCAUAAGAAAGAACAAUUGCAGGGUACUCUAUCUUGUAGCUGUUAUUAUUAUUAUUUUUUUUAAUAAAAGAGUAAUGCUCAGUAUUUAAGAAUCCAAAUUUUUAAUAAAAAAGCUUUUUUUAUUAAGGUUUAUUAACAGACCUUAUGGCAGUGAUUCUUUAUAAAUCAAAUUGCUUUCUUCAAAUUAAAAAGAGUUAUUUUGUUUAAGUCAGUAUAUACUUAUAAAAUCCCAGUGAAAGUAAUUGUAAAAUUAUAUACAGUGAAAUAGUUUUCUUUUUCUCAGAAUGCUGACAAGUAUAUCCAUAGCCCCUCAGCACGUCUUUUUUCCUCAUUUGUUUAAAGAUGUGAUAUCUAUUUUUUCAUUAGACUGUUGAAAUGACUAAUAACGUAUUUCUUAUGUUCCAAAACUGACUUGUGUAAAUUCUGGAAAUAUUUGUUUACCUCAGGAUGAUUUUCAGAAAAAAAAAGUUAGGUUACACAUUAGUCCCCCAAAAGUCAUCUAACUGGACAUUCCAUUCCAGUCCAACAUGUAAAUAUUAUUCCUUUUGUCCUGUCUUCCAAAGAAAAUGUUGCAAGAUCUGUAAUCUUACUUUUGUAAUUAUUGUUAUUUUAGUUUGUUUAUUCUUUGUUAUUUCUCUUUCUUAGUAAUCUGUUUUGUCUGUCUGUCCUGAAGGCUGUGAUGUACUUAUGUAUGGUCAUAGGAGUGGAUAUUUUCAUUGAUAUAUAAUGAUUUCUCAUUCCUUCUCAUCGUGGUAGAGAUUACCUUGUUGAUCCACAUGAUAGAGGGAAUUUGGUAUGUGCUAGAACAAAUUGUAUUGAUGAACAAAUUUCCAAAGUCAUUAUCUUUAAAUUCUGAUUUAAAGUUUGAAGGAAUAGCUUAGGUUUCAUUACAAAUGCAGGAACGGUUGUAUACAAUCAUAAUUCCUCAGUUUAUACAUACAGCUCUUUGUAUAUUGUUUAGCUCUUCAUUCAUCUGGCCACUUCUAGAAACAUUAAAUUGCAUAUUUACUUUUUAAUUCAUAGCAACAGAAACCAGCUUUCUUUGUAUGACUGGGCAGUGUGAAGGCUUUUGAGUCUUAUUAUUAGCAGGAAAAUAGGGGUUUUCUUUUAUAAUCACAUGCCAAUAAUCUCUGUCUAGUUGAUAUGCAGAGGGAGUGCAAAUUAAGUUCAAAUAAGAAAUACAAAAUUGAUUUAUAUUUUUUCCUGUUCCCUAAAUAUUGCUCUGUAAAUUAGAAACCAAAAUCUUUGACCCCGGAAAACGUAUGUAAAUGAAUGUAAAAAUAAUUUUAAUACUAAUUACUAAUGAAAAGUGAAUAAAAUAUUUAAAGUGUACAGUGUUGUCUAAGACUGCACAGUUGUUAUAAUAAAAUAAAUCUGUGUUUUAA
Molecule: messenger RNA, 7623 nt
Organism: Penaeus vannamei (Pacific white shrimp)
Lineage: Eukaryota; Metazoa; Arthropoda; Malacostraca; Decapoda; Penaeidae
Product: coiled-coil domain-containing protein 186
Biological process (GO): vesicle cytoskeletal trafficking
Cellular component (GO): trans-Golgi network
Molecular function (GO): small GTPase binding
Source: RefSeq, a predicted model, not a curated record